This is a messenger RNA of Nanorana parkeri, 468 nucleotides long. It is a transcript of the gene POLR3GL, whose product is annotated as RNA polymerase III subunit G like. Lineage: Eukaryota; Metazoa; Chordata; Amphibia; Anura; Dicroglossidae. Gene Ontology annotation, biological process: transcription by RNA polymerase III. Gene Ontology annotation, cellular component: RNA polymerase III complex. The annotation marks the transcript as partial. The transcript has 6 exons. The record is from RefSeq and is a predicted model, not a curated record.
ACCCUCCAGCCCCCGCCUUUGUUUCCUGCCUUGGAUUUUAAGGCGGUCCCCCUACAGACGGGCGAGGAGGUGGAGUACAUGCUGGCACUGAAACAGGAGCUAAGAGGAGCCAUGAGGGGUCUUCCGUACUACAUCAAACCAGCCGCGCCAAAGAAAGAUGUGGAACGUUAUUCUGAUAAGUAUCAGACGUCUGGACCCGUGGACAACGCCAUUGACUGGCACCCCGCCUGGAGAUUGUUGCCCCGCGAGCUGAAAAUCAAAGUGCGGAAGUUACAGAAGGAGAAGUCCGCCGUCAUCCUCCCCAAACACAAGCAGAGGAUCCCACUAGACAAAGAGGAGAUCAUAAAGAAGCUGGAGAAUCUUGAGAAGAAAGAAGAGGAAGUGAGUUCUGAGGAGGAAGAAGAGAACAAGGAGGAGGAGGAAGAUCAGGAGGAAGAGGAGGACUAUGAUGAAGAGGAACACGAGGAG